This is a messenger RNA of Astyanax mexicanus (Mexican tetra), 1682 nucleotides long. RefSeq lists its product as uncharacterized. Lineage: Eukaryota; Metazoa; Chordata; Actinopteri; Characiformes; Acestrorhamphidae. The transcript is spliced from 2 exons. The record is from RefSeq and is a predicted model, not a curated record. Bases 1 to 603 code for a protein of 200 amino acids.
AUGGACAUAAAAAAAAAAUGGCAUGACUUUUCCAGUCAAGCAAAAAAAAAAGGAGCAGAAAUACGGAAAGAGAGGGCUAAGACUGGUGGGGGUCAGUCAUCUAUACCAGCCCUAUCUCCUGAAGAGGAAAGAGCUCUUGCAAUACUAGGGCCAACUGCAACCAGAGGGAUCUCUGGUGGGGUAGAUGUGUGUUCAAAUGAGUUCCCAUCUACCCCACCUCAACCUACAUCCCCUGUACAUCCCUCAUCAGCAUCAGACAGUCCUGCAUCAUCUCCUGGCCCUUCCGUUACACAGACUAGUCUUAGAGCCCCACCUACUACAGAGACCCCCCGAAACACCUGUGCCUGUAGUGAGGAGUUAAUUUUAAUAGAAAGAGAACGACUGAACAUUGAAAAGGAGCGGCUCCAGUUAAAAAGGGAAAAGCUGCAACAGAGGGAGAGGCAACAUCAAGAGCUGGUGGACCUGAAGAGAGCUAAACUUGAAAUAAUGGCCAAACAGCUUUCUGUGGCUGAAUUUCAGCUGUCCAGGCCAGCUAUCUCCGUUCCCAUCAUACUGCCCUCUGAACAAGACCCCAGUUCCACUGAAAACCCACAGCAGAUAUAAAAAAAGAUGCCAGGACAAGUUUGUUUUUUUUCAGUUUAAUGACUGUUUCAUUUAUUUAUUUUGUAUGUAAUAUGUUGGACUGUAAAUAAAAUGUGAAUAUUUUGAAAAGCAAAAUGUGUGAAAUGAAAACUAAAAUAAAAAAUUACACAAACAAAAAGAAGUCUUGCAUCCCAAAGACAUGUUAUUUCCAGUAAGUUAAGUAAACACAUCCCUAAUGAUUUGCAUCCGUGCUUGCCAGCCAGCCUGGUAAAGUCCUUCUCUCCUCAUUCCUGGUAAUACUUCAGGAACAUUUCCUUUCUCUCUCUCCUCAUCAUCCUCCUCAUCUUCCUCACUCUCUUCAUCAGGAAGGUGUAUACCAGCCUGCACCGCAAUGUUAUGAAGCAUAGCACAUACAACAAUUAUGGCACAGCUGCGUUCUGGUGAACACCGGAGGCCUCCUGAUGACUUGUGAAGGCACCUAAAACGCAUUUUCAAAAUGCCCAAAGCUCUCUCUACAACACUGCGUGUUCUGCGGUGUGCCAUGUUGUAUCUCUCCUCAGCCUCUGUCUGGGGAUUCAGGACAGGAGUAUGAAUAAAGCUUCGGAGUGGAUAACCACUGUCACCCAGGACAUGUCCACCAGCAAAUGCACCCCGGCUUGCCAUCUGACACACUCCGGAAUUUGCCCAAAUGAAGGAGUCAUGAGUACUUCCGGGCCAUUUGGCCACAAUGUCAGUAAAGAGGCCUUGGUGGUUACAUAUGACCUGGAUAUUUAAUGCAGAGUAGCCUUUACGACAGGUGUAGAUGGGGCUCAAGAGGCUGGGAGUGUGUAUGGGGAUAAGUGUACCGUCCACCACACCAACAAUUCCAGGAAUGCUUCCAAUUGCAUGAAAGCCUAUUUUUGUUCCUUGCAAUGCAUCCCUGGUACGUGGAAACGUAAUGUAUGUUGGUGCAUGGCGCAGGAGCGCUUUAGUGACAGCAUGCACACAUUUACAUACAGCAGCUUUGCUUAGGCCAUAGGCAUCACCCAGAGUCUGCAGAAACCCACCAGUGGCAUAAAAACGAAGCGUUGUCAGUAGUUGAAUGGUGGGACUAAGUGCAU